CAUCAAGAUGUCGGCAAAAGUCAUGAUCUACGAAACCCAGUUCUUUGGCUUCACCCCGCAGACAUGCAUGAUGCGGAUGUACCUUGCAUUCCAAGACCAUCUCUUUCACAUGAUGCUGGUAAUAGAAGAGGUGAUCCUGAAGAAACUGGAGUGCAUGCGUGACACAAAGCUCACAUCUUCUUCGAUCCGUAGAAGUAGCGAGAAAUUCCUUGCCUAUAUGAGGAAUCAUUUUGACCGGCUCUUUGCCAAAAUGGAACAAGUGCUGCUACAGGUGGUGCUAAGCAUUCCGGAAAAUGUUUUGCUCCCUGAAGACAAGUGUCAGGAACAGUACCGCUACCCUGCAAGCAAGUUUCAGGAACUCCAAGAGGAGAUCCGUCACCUGGAGCACCGUGUCAAGGCUGAAAUAUCUGCCCAGCAGGCUCUGAAAGCUGAGCUAGAAGAACAAAAGGCUACUCAGGAGCAGCUCGAAAGGAUCCUUCAGUGGUUUGAUGGCCUUGACAAUGUCUGCCGAGAGCAUGGGACUAGCAACCUCAAAGAAAGCUUUGCCUUCUUGAAGGAGAAUGCCACAAAAUUGCAUACGGUGAUGCAGGAAGUUGAAGAUAAAAGCAAGACAGCACACAAAAAGUGA
Euleptes europaea (tarantolino) is the source of this 628-nucleotide messenger RNA. RefSeq names its product MIS12 kinetochore complex component (gene MIS12). NCBI's taxonomy places the organism in Eukaryota, Metazoa, Chordata, Lepidosauria, Squamata, Sphaerodactylidae. The transcript has a single exon. The record is from RefSeq and is a predicted model, not a curated record. Bases 8 to 628 code for a protein of 206 amino acids. Gene Ontology annotation, cellular component: nucleus; chromosome, centromeric region. Gene Ontology annotation, biological process: protein localization to kinetochore; mitotic cell cycle; mitotic sister chromatid segregation.